Messenger RNA from Linepithema humile (Argentine ant), 2432 nucleotides. It is a transcript of the gene Arp1, whose product is annotated as actin-5C. The record is from RefSeq and is a predicted model, not a curated record. NCBI's taxonomy places the organism in Eukaryota, Metazoa, Arthropoda, Insecta, Hymenoptera, Formicidae.
GGCUCACGGUUGUCCGACCACGAUCUCGCUCACAGCGUUCGCAGUGCUACACCGUGCUCGUACCUUCGUACUGCUGGUCAAAUUGAUUAGCUACAUUUCGCUCACAUUCCGAUCGAAGAUCGAUUGCAAACGGCGUUUCAGCUGCCUAUUAGGAAAGCGUUGAAUCAAGAAAGCAAACAUGUGUGACGAAGAAGUUGCUGCACUCGUAGUUGACAAUGGAUCCGGCAUGUGCAAGGCUGGUUUUGCCGGAGACGACGCUCCCCGCGCCGUUUUCCCGUCAAUCGUCGGUAGGCCGAGACACCAGGGUGUCAUGGUCGGUAUGGGACAGAAAGAUUCUUACGUUGGUGAUGAGGCCCAGUCGAAGAGAGGUAUCCUUACAUUGAAAUAUCCGAUUGAGCACGGUAUCGUUACCAACUGGGACGAUAUGGAAAAGAUCUGGCAUCACACGUUCUACAACGAACUGCGAGUGGCUCCUGAGGAACACCCAGUCCUUCUUACCGAAGCUCCUCUGAAUCCUAAAGCGAAUCGCGAAAAGAUGACGCAAAUCAUGUUCGAGACAUUCAACACCCCGGCCAUGUACGUAGCAAUCCAAGCCGUAUUGUCGCUAUAUGCUUCCGGUCGUACUACUGGUAUCGUAUUGGAUUCUGGUGAUGGCGUAUCCCAUACCGUACCGAUCUACGAAGGAUACGCUCUGCCACACGCUAUUCUCCGUCUGGAUUUGGCCGGCCGUGACUUGACCGACUAUCUCAUGAAGAUCCUUACUGAGAGAGGAUACUCCUUCACCACUACGGCCGAACGAGAAAUUGUGCGUGACAUCAAGGAGAAGCUUUGCUACGUCGCAUUGGACUUUGAGCAGGAAAUGGCCACGGCGGCCUCCUCCUCCAGCCUGGAGAAGAGCUACGAGCUUCCCGACGGUCAAGUCAUCACUAUCGGCAAUGAACGAUUCCGUUGCCCCGAGGCUCUUUUCCAGCCUUCAUUCCUGGGCAUGGAAGCUUGCGGCAUUCACGAGACCACGUACAACUCGAUUAUGAAGUGCGACGUUGAUAUCCGUAAGGACCUGUACGCAAACACUGUUCUGUCCGGCGGUACCACCAUGUACCCCGGCAUAGCCGACAGAAUGCAGAAGGAGAUCACUGCCCUAGCCCCAUCUACCAUGAAGAUCAAGAUUAUCGCCCCGCCUGAGAGGAAAUACUCCGUAUGGAUCGGUGGAUCAAUUCUCGCAUCGCUCUCUACCUUCCAACAAAUGUGGAUUUCGAAGCAAGAGUAUGACGAAUCUGGACCCUCCAUUGUCCACAGGAAGUGCUUCUAAACGCGCUCUCGAUCGCAUAUUAUCAUUCCCCAAUCCCCUGAGACUUCGAGAGAUAGGUAGAUAGAGAGAGAAGAGAGAAGAGAGAGAGAGAGAGAGGCUUCUGUCUCGUUUCGCAGGCGGACGUAACAUCAACUUCCGCGACAAUUGCCCUUUUGAUUUCUCUAGGGCAAAGGUAGCUUCUUUCAAUUCGGAUGUACGUGUUUAAGAUACGCAAGAUUUAUAAGCGUGUCCGGUUAAAUAAGGGGAGAAAGGAGCUUUACGGUAUAUCGCCCUCCUCUUGCGAUUGUUCCUCGGUCUCGGCGGCAACCCACAAGUAAAUCGGCGAUUCGUUCUUGCUCGUUUUAAAAUUAUUUUUUCAUCGAUUUUUGAAUAUAAACGAUCUUAAACAUGUGCCCCGAUUCCCGAAUACCUUUUUUUACCCUAUAUCAAGACCUUUGUAUUAUAUAUUCGAGUAAUUCAUGUUUACGGUAGUAUUUAGCCGUACAUUUUCGCGAGACAUCCUUCUCUCGACGCGAACGGAACGCUUCCUUUCCGUUAGACUUGCUCCCUCCCAUACUUGUAUGCUUCGAUUGCCAUUCUUUUUCUUUGAGGAAUUUGAGCAAGAAACAUUCACAAAGAUUCAACUCUAAGAUUUCCUGUCAGAGGAAAAAAAAAUAAAUCGUCGACUAUUCCCGCGGGAAGAGACGUUGGAGUUCCGGACAUAUGGCAAUCAACGUCUAAUUAAUGCAUUCCGAUCAAUGUGUGGUAUUUUUAAGAGAUUCUUGCGUCAAAACUGGGCACAACGUUGUACGUCAUUCCGCGCAGAGAGAGAUAAGCCUCUGACUUCUUGUUUAUUUUUUUAUUACCAUUUGCCUAUUGUUGAGGGAAAAAUGGCCUUUUUUGUCUUCUUUCUUUCUUUCUUUUUGUACAUGAUGGGGUGAACCGCUGAUCUGGUAAAGUCCUACGAACGCGCUCGCUCAAACAAGUGAAUAUAAAAAGAAGAAAGACCACUACGGUUUCGACCCCACAAGCAUAGCCAAAGUAUUAUAAUUUAUUCCCAUUGUAUUGCGCAAGACCAUUCGUACACAUCUUAAAGACUACUUUAGACUUAUGGGAUUAUAAAAUAAAAAUCUGAAAAAAAGAA